UACUUUUAUGCUUUUUCAAUCAUGCUCGCGCGUAUAGUUACUGGGAAUCUGUAUUUAGUGCGUGUAAGCAAAGAGUCUGACGUCAGGCUUAGACUCGCAUAGCAGCAGACUGGUCCCUAAGCACCCGCCCACACUCACCAAAAGCACAAAGCAGUCCCUUUUCUCCGUUUAAACCUACCGGUCUUCGAGAAGCUGAAGCGAAGCAAAUGCACGUCCAGCAAACUGGGAAUUUAACGCACUUGACUGCAAUCGUGCAAGCGUUGUGUUAUCGGACCAUGUACGCACGGAUGGAGCGCUUACAUUACAAAGACGUCGUCGGGUAGAUUUUUAAAGGGAUCGGCCGAGAUGCACCGUGGCUGUUACGAAGCGCCGAUCUAUAGUGAUACCGGCCGGGAUUUAUCAUGGUUUUCAGACGGUCAGCUCGGAGAAUGCGGUGGCUGGGAUGUUAUCGGCUGGGGCCCAUAUGGAAAGCACUCCUGGUAUUUGUUGUCAUCGCUUUUGCCGGACAACUUCUGGGAGUCAUCUUCAACAAGAGCUGGAUGCAGCCUGAGAGACCUCACUCCCUCUACGCUCUACCCUCUGAGAAUUCCCAAGGAGACUCUCUAGGGUCUUGUCAUCUCCACGUCCACAUCAUGUUCCUGAAGACUCACAAGACGGCAAGCAGCACCGUUCUCAAUUUGCUCUAUCGCUUUGGAGAGGAGCGGGGCCUUAAAUUUGCCCUGCCUGUGGGGUAUCAGUUUGGCUACCCGCUGCCCUUUAUCGCCCAAAGGGUGAAAGGAUACAGAGGCCCUCAUGUGGCAGAAUUUGACAUUAUGGGAAAUCAUAUGCGGUUCAACAGACCAGAGGUUGAGAAAGUCAUGCCAGCUGACACCUUCUAUUUCUCUAUCCUUCGAGACCCUGUGGCACUAGCUGAAUCCUCUUAUGCCUACUAUAAAAACGUAGCCCCUGCCUUCAGGCGUGCCAAAGGACUGGGUGAUUUUGCAGACAACCCCUAUAAGUACUACGACCCCAGACUGCGAAACAACCAUUAUGCCCGCAACCUGAUGUGGUUUGAUUUUGGUCUGGACCAUACCUCCAACUUCAGCCUUGCGCUGGUCAAGCGCGGUGUGGCAGCAGUUCGUCGGAACUUCAAGCUCAUCCUUAUCUCAGAGUAUUUUGACCAAUCUAUGGUGCUGCUCCGUCACGCUCUGUGUUGGCCACUAGAUGCUGUGGUUUCAUUUAGCCUAAACGCCAGGCAGCAAAUGCCCAGUGGAAGAUCAGGAUGGGUGGGCAAGGCCGCAGCUCCAGCCCCACUGGCUUUAACAGACAAGCAAAGAUCGAAAUUACGUGAAUGGAACGCGCUGGACUGGCACCUUUACCAAGCUUUUAAUCUCACUUUCUGGCAGGAAGUAGAGCGGUUCGGUCGUAGUCGAAUGGAGUCUGAGGUGGCCUUGCUUAGAACCAAACGGGAGGUUCUCACUCGUAUCUGCUUGCGUGAUGGCGGCCGCCCGGUAGAGGCCAGUCGCAUCCGGGACAAGACCAUUCGCCCUUUCCAGAGUGGAUUAGUGAAGAUCCUGGGCUACGAGUUGCAGUCGGGACUAGACAACGCCACAUGGGAAGCUUGCCUACGCAUGAUCAGGCCUGAGAUUCAAUACAAAGACUUGCUGGAUCUUCGGCAGUUUCCUCGAGCCCAGCAACCCCCAGCCGCUGGAGGGCUUCCGGUAAAGAGGGAGUCCUCAAUACUCAGGACUGAAGACCAUGGGGGAAAAAGGUUGGUGGAGAAGGACUGGGAUGGGACCAUUCUCUUUCGGAAUCAAUCAUUAGAGCAGGUUGACUCAAAAGUUAGACUUAGAUAGUGAGCUAGUUGCACCUUUUUGCCUCAAGGUCAGUAGUUCUGACCCAUUUUGGCUCUGUGGGCCUCUGUGCUGCACUAGUAGAGGAGAAGGGAUAUCCAUGACAUACAACACACCACUUUGUCAUCGACUCUUCCUUCUUCCAUCUUUCCCUUCUACACUAUAUUUUGUACAACACAAAGUUUCAGAGUGAAGAAGAGGUCUGUGAGUACAUUGCGGUCCGUUGGUGAGUUUAAUAUCGGGGAGACGUGAGAAAAUGUUGCUUCCCUGUCCAUGAGGAGUCAUAGUAUGGUACAAAAAACGUAGCAGUUGUGCACGAUUCGUUCAUGUUGCAGUGUUUCAAACAUACUACUAAAACCACACUUUCAUGUAGAUGAAGUAUCUUUGGUACAUUGGCGUUCAAAAAUUUGGGGUCAAUAAGAUUCUUUUUGAAAGAGCUUAUAACUCAGCAGGGAUGCAUUAAAUUGAUCAGAAGUAGCUGUAAAGAUAUUCAUUAUGAUAUAAAAUAUUUCUAUUUCAAAUCAAUUUCAUUCUUUUCAACUUAAAGAAUUGGAGUAAUGACUGCUGAAAACCCAGCUUUGCCAUUGCAGGAAUAAAUUACAUUUAAAAAAAAAUUAAAUAGAAGGCAGUUAUUAUUUUACUGUAUUUUUGAUCAAAUAAAUGCAUGCUUUGUGAACAUAAGACACUUCUAAGACACUUCUUUCGAAAAGUAUUACCAAACCCAAACUUCUAAAUGGUAGUGUUGGUGCACAUUCAGUAUCACUACCAAAAAAGGUAGGCUUUUGUAUCCAAUAAAAUAGCAAUUUGAUAUUGGAAAUGCAUUUGAAUUUGAUUAUAAUACUAAGACACAAUGGAUAUCAUUUCUGCAUGAUGAAAUUCCACAAAAGUGCAAUCACAGACCCUGCGUUGUCUGGCACACGAGAUUCAAACAGUGGUACUGUUCAGAGUUGCUGGAAUUGAAUUUUACAUCCAUUUAUAUGGGUAUUUGUUCGACAGGAAUCUUGACAGUGUUUCUUUUUACGAGAAUCCAUUGCAAACGUUUGAUUUCAAUGCCACACACAUUUUUUCUGUGACGUAGUAUAAGCUAAUACAACUCCCAUGGUUCUGUGAGAAUCUCCAGUUUUUAACACUGUGAAAUGACCAUUCAUAAAGGGCAAAAUGUGCUGUAGAUUUGUAUUUACCAAACUCAAGUGAUUGGCCAUUGCACUUCCUCUCUGUUUACCUAUUGAUGUUUGCUAGAGGUUGAUAUUUUAUUUUGAUGUUUUGAAUAAAAAAAAAUCAGUAGAUGGCGAAUGUUCAUUGGCAUGGUAAAUGCUAUAAUCUCUGAGGCCUGUCAUAGACAUUGUAAUGAUCAGAGCUCCACCUCAAUUCCAAAACUCUAUGGUUAUUUUGCCUUACAAUUAGUACCUUUGUGAAGCAGUGCUUUAAUAUCAAAGCUUGCUGUAUUUAUUAUGCUUUUGUAUAAAUUUCUGUGUAUCUUCUGCAUUUAUACUCUCAAACAGUUUUUUUCUUCUUAUUGUGAAUGCCGAGAAAACGUAGUGUAGAAUUUGACUGGAAUGCACUGUGCAACUUGCCCCAUGUAUGAACAGCCAGCUUUUUGUAUGCAGAUUUCAAUGCACAGAGCAAGAUGACACCUAACAUUACCAAUGAAUUAAUUUCCUCUGUUCUAAGUCAGAUGGUAUUGAAAACACUAGUAUGGUCACUGUUGUGUGCCUAUUCAUGUGCAUCAUUUAUUGUAUAGUUAGGAUUUAUAUGCAUGGCUGUAGUUAGCAAUCAUUUCCUUGUGUAAUUGAUAAACAACAUUUUAAUACCCCAUUCCAUUCUAGUUUGGAUAAUUAACAAUCUUUAUCUUAAGUUUUUCCAUUCACAGUCGCUUCUGUGUUUGCAGCUCACAUGAAGUAGUUAUUGAUGGAGCUGAAUUCAAAAAACAUAAAUGAUUUAAAUUCAGAUUUACAAAAAUUAUGAAAUUUUGUUUUUAGUGAAUAUGGAGUAAGAAAACAUGCAUUUAACUGGUUAUAUGGUUAUAUUUUACAAAAAAAAGUCUUGAUUUGAAAGACAAUGAUCCAUUUUGAUCAUACCUUUUCCUCUUUAUAAACUGUGCUGUUGGCGGAUUCAGUGUUUCUUCCAUUAAAAAGACAACAAUAAUGUUAUUACUGUGAAUCGUGUUUGAAAAAAUUCAUACUAAAUUGAAUUUAAGCAUUGAUUUCCUGUUAAGCUUGAGAUGUAUAGCUUUUACAUUCGUUCACCUCAUUUUAGAGAAAACUGUAAUGAGUCUGGCAAUAUUGUGCUGUAAUACCUGCGUGUCAUACAAAUCAGUAGGUUCACUGUUUUCAUGACCCUUUAGGUCAUAACUGUGGUACUGCGAUUUAAACAUAAACCAAAGAGGUACUGAUGUUUCUGUGCUUGGAAUCUUGAUAUAUGAAAAAUUGGCACAGUUUUUCAUUACGUUCAUGGACCAGAAAAUUAAUUCAGAAGGAGUGCAAAGGUACAAAUGCAGCCUACAGCCUGCGUAAACCAUCAUUUCAUUAAUUUAAAGUGUGCACUCCAAAAAAAAAUAAAAAAAAAUGCAACAAACCUCUUACAACAAAAAAGUCUGUUUUAUUUGAGCUGGAUAAAUAAACUCAUUCAUGUUCAUUCUCUGCACUUUGAAGACAACAAUGCGAGUUACAUGAUGUUUUUGUUCAGUUCUCUCUGAGUUUUGUCAAACCUGUUUACCAUAUUUAUUAUUUUUCUUUGUUACUUGAAUAUAUGGGGAAACCUCUGUAAAUAUUUGCGUGUGAUGAACCUGAUUUUGGUUUACUUGUACAUAGUAAAAUAAAACAAAACUUUUACAUGUGA
This is a messenger RNA of Labeo rohita (rohu), 4670 nucleotides long. It is a transcript of the gene gal3st4, whose product is annotated as galactose-3-O-sulfotransferase 4. Gene Ontology annotation, cellular component: membrane. The transcript is spliced from 4 exons. Gene Ontology annotation, molecular function: galactosylceramide sulfotransferase activity. NCBI's taxonomy places the organism in Eukaryota, Metazoa, Chordata, Actinopteri, Cypriniformes, Cyprinidae. The record is from RefSeq and is a predicted model, not a curated record. Gene Ontology annotation, biological process: glycolipid biosynthetic process. Bases 402 to 1835 code for a protein of 477 amino acids.